Salpingoeca rosetta is the source of this 774-nucleotide messenger RNA. RefSeq lists its product as uncharacterized. Gene Ontology annotation, molecular function: endoplasmic reticulum signal sequence receptor activity; 7S RNA binding. The record is from RefSeq and is a predicted model, not a curated record. Gene Ontology annotation, biological process: SRP-dependent cotranslational protein targeting to membrane. Gene Ontology annotation, cellular component: signal recognition particle, endoplasmic reticulum targeting. The coding region runs from base 76 to 441 and encodes 121 amino acids. The transcript has 5 exons. Lineage: Eukaryota; Choanoflagellata; Craspedida; Salpingoecidae.
ACUAUAUUUCUGUGUGUCGCUGCUUGUGAUCUGUCGCCCUCUGCCGCAAAGCAAAAGCCCAAGAAGACAACGACGAUGCCACGGCUCAGCUCAGAACAGUUCCUGUCGGAGCUCGUGGGCCUGUUUGAGAAGGCAAGGGAAAAGGAGUCCAGCCGCGUCUGCAUCACCGUCAAGAACCUGACGUCUGUUCCAAAACCCAAGAGCAAACGAAGCAAGUCAAAGAACCCCGGCAUGCGCGUGCCCAUCGAGGAGACCCAAGGCGUCCCCGCCUGCUUGUACCGCGCAACGCUCGGAACCAAGAAAAUCAGCACAGUGGUUCGUGUGGACGAGAUUGAGGACUUUUCAGAGGAGUACGCAACGCUGCUGCGAGCGAACAUGAACGCACUAAAGAAGAAGGACCGCAAACGACGGAAGAAGAACACCGCCACAAAGAGCGAAUGAUGGCCCCGUAUGCGUGCGGGUGUGUGUGUGUGUGUAUGUGUGUGUGUGUGCUUGUGUGCGUGCGUGCUUGCGUGCGUGCACGUGUGGUGUUUCCCUUGCAUUCUUGGUGUCGCUUGUGGCUUGUCUUCGUCGUAGAAUGGAGCUGUGCUUGCGUGUUGUGUGUUGGUGCUGUGCGUUGUUACAGUGUCUCCUUCCUCGUUGUGAGUUUCUCGUGUGUGUGUGUGUGAGUUCCUCGUGUGUGUGUGUGUGCUGUUCUUCUGGCUGAAUAGCAGUUGCAAUUGCUUGGUUGAUUGGUCAUUGUUUGCUUCAUUUCAUUACAUGACAGGCUGUACA